AUGUAAUUAAUUGAAGAACUAUAGGAAAAAGAUAAUGAAAUCGUUUAUUAGAAUGUUUAUAAUUCAAACUUGUUUCGAAAAUUAACAACUCAAUAAAUCUAAAAGAUUCUUAAUCCUUACAAGUAAAAUGCAAAAGAAGUUUUAUAAGAGUUAUCUAAUUAAAUUGAUACCUUGGAAGAUGGAUUGAAAAAAUAUUAAAAUGAAAACACUAUGAUACCUCCAAGUAAAUAACAGAUUUUAGGUAUCCUCUAAUAAAACACUGCAUUUACUCCUACUGAAUCAAUUUAAUCAUUAUUAUCAGAAAAAACAAAACUAAAAACCAGUUAUCUUCAUGUUGACAAUUUGUAUAUGUAUUUAGUAAAAAAUACUAAUUAGAAAUCAGGAUGAGCAUAUUCCUUAAACUANAUCUAUAUUAAUAUAAUAAACCAAAAGAAAAAGGAAGUGAAGAUGGUAACAAAAUGGGAUAAGAUAUAUCAGAAAAGGAGAAUGCAGAGUAUAAUGGUCAGUUGCAUAAAAUAUUUUCAAAACUCUAUUUUGCUUAAAAGGAUUACAAAAAAGCAUUAACAGAAUUAACAAUUGGAGUAUUAAUUCACUCUAAUUUCUGUAUAGAUUUACACUGAUUCUUGCAGUUCUGAUCCCGAACAUCCAUUGACAAGUCUGAAUUAUUAUUAUAUGGGAUAAAUUUUCUAGUAAAAGAAAUAAAAUUCAGAAGCUGAAUAAUUUUAUGCAAAAGUAUGUUUCAUUUCCAUAAUUCUAGACUUCCUAAUGUUGGUAUAAAUAUUUAAAGAGAUAUUAUUAAUAUGGAACUCCCUCAAGUGAAAAUCUUCCAGAAGAUGUUAAUUUCAAAGAGGCUUUGUAAGUCCUUAAAUAAAUUGAAGGUUUUAUUUCUUUAUUAUAUUAGAAUAUUUCAGAAAACAUGUUGAUGAAAAUAGCACCAAAUUAUAUAUUAUGCCAAUCACAUAUAACUUAUAAGCUUAAGCUUUUGUUUACAAAAAACUCAAUAAUGAAGAACAAUAUAGACAUUAUAUGGGAUUGGCUUAUUAAGAAUUUCUUAUGCAGUAUGGAGAAAAUCACAAGAAGACCAAGAAAGUUACAGAAGUUUAGGAAGUUAUUAAAUAAAGGGAAAGAGAAUAUUGA
Molecule: messenger RNA, 1137 nt
Organism: Paramecium sonneborni
Lineage: Eukaryota; Ciliophora; Oligohymenophorea; Peniculida; Parameciidae
Source: the annotation of a GenBank genome assembly